CAUGAAGCACAUUACCAUUCUUACUUACAAUUAAAGUGCGGCAUUCAUCCUUUGUUUUUUGUUCCUCUUCUUUUUCUUCUUUCUGUUCUUGAACAAACAUACACGCCUUUUUUAGCGAUUAAGGAACAUAUAAACAUAUAUUAUACAGAAUAGCAACCUUAAAACAUGGACUCACUUGUCGCCAAAUACUCCAACUCGGCUUCUACCUCAUUCGAUACUGAAGACAGCCUCAAUAACAACAGUGGAGGAUGGGAUGCUGCUAGCCAAUUCGCACUGCCUUCAUUCGACAUCCCCCUGGUAGCCAAUCCCGUAGAUUUCUUACGCGCCCAUACUGACCCCUCGGCAGAGAACCGCAUCCGCAUCCAGCACGGAACUACAACAUUAGCUUUCAAAUUCCAAGGUGGUAUUGUUGUUGCUGUUGAUUCGCGUGCCUCAGGAGGAUCUUAUAUCGCUUCGCAAACGGUCAAGAAGGUAAUCGAGAUUAAUCCUUACCUUUUGGGAACCAUGGCUGGAGGUGCUGCUGAUUGUCAGUACUGGGAGCGUGAACUUGGAAGGAGAUGCAGAUUGUAUGAACUCCGUAAUAAGGAGCGUAUCUCCGUAGCAGCAGCAUCCAAGAUCCUUAGUAACAUGGUCUACGAUUACAAGGGCAUGGGAUUGUCUAUGGGUACAAUGAUCACUGGAUGGGACAAGACGGGCCCUCAACUGUUCUACGUUGACUCUGAUGGCUCUCGAUUGAGAGGUGAAAAGUUUUCUGUUGGCUCAGGAUCGACUUUUGCAUAUGGUGUUCUUGAUACUGGAUACGACUAUAAUCUGUCUGUUCCCGAUGCGAUUGAGCUGGGACGCAGGGCCAUUUACCAUGCUACUCACCGUGAUGCCUACUCUGGAGGGUCUAUCAACAUCUUCCAUGUCAAGGAGUCAGGCUGGUCGUUUGAGGGCAAUUACGACGUUGGCGCACUUCACUGGGAAUACCAAGCUCUUCCCAAGGGACCAAUUGCAUAAAUCGGGAUUGCUUAACGAGGAGAAUGUACAACAUACAGCAGAAGCAGCAGUAACAACAGAAGUUUUGCAACCAAGGAUCUCUCUGUGUUUAUUAUCUUUCAAAAUUGAAAUAAAACAAAAAAGUGGCUCAGAAUACAGAAAAAGAAAUAAUAAAAAGUCACUAGGGCUUUUAAUUGG
Lobosporangium transversale is the source of this 1176-nucleotide messenger RNA. Its product is annotated as proteasome component PRE2. Gene Ontology annotation, cellular component: proteasome core complex. The record is from RefSeq and is a predicted model, not a curated record. Bases 166 to 999 code for a protein of 277 amino acids. Gene Ontology annotation, molecular function: threonine-type endopeptidase activity. NCBI's taxonomy places the organism in Eukaryota, Fungi, Mortierellomycota, Mortierellomycetes, Mortierellales, Mortierellaceae. The transcript is spliced from 5 exons.